UUCUGCCCCUCCCCCUUCUGGCUGCCGCACUGGCUGCUGCGUCUAGUCAAUAUCUUAUCUUCGGAGCAGGAGGUAGGAGCCAUUCCCAGCCGGAGCAGACCCCAAGCUAGAGUGAGAAGCAUUGCUCAGUUCACUGUGCUCCUGCCUGCCUUUCUGCUAAGCAAUAGGGUCUAUUUUGGCCCAGCUUCUGAAGAGGUUGUGUGUGCCAUUGGAGGAACUGUACUGAGUGCCUUUGCACAGUGACAGCAUGGAGUCCCUCUUUCCUGCCCCAUUCUGGGAGGUCUUGUAUGGCAGCCACUUUCAAGGGAACCUGUCCCUCCUAAAUGAGACCGUACCCCAUCACCUGCUCCUCAAUGCUAGCCACAGUGCCUUCCUGCCCCUUGGACUCAAGGUCACCAUCGUGGGGCUCUACUUGGCUGUGUGUAUCGGGGGGCUCCUGGGGAACUGCCUCGUCAUGUAUGUCAUCCUCAGGCACACCAAGAUGAAGACUGCUACCAACAUUUACAUAUUUAAUCUGGCACUGGCUGAUACCCUGGUCUUGCUGACACUGCCCUUCCAGGGCACAGACAUCCUUCUGGGCUUCUGGCCGUUUGGGAAUGCACUGUGCAAGACUGUCAUUGCUAUCGACUACUACAACAUGUUUACCAGCACUUUCACUUUGACUGCCAUGAGUGUAGACCGAUAUGUAGCUAUCUGCCACCCUAUCCGUGCCCUUGAUGUUCGGACAUCCAGCAAAGCCCAGGCUGUUAAUGUGGCCAUAUGGGCCCUGGCUUCAGUGGUUGGUGUUCCUGUUGCCAUCAUGGGCUCAGCACAAGUGGAGGAUGAAGAGAUCGAAUGCCUGGUGGAGAUCCCUGCCCCUCAGGACUAUUGGGGCCCUGUAUUUGCUAUCUGCAUCUUCCUUUUUUCCUUCAUCAUCCCUGUGCUGAUCAUCUCUGUCUGCUACAGUCUCAUGAUUCGACGACUUCGUGGUGUCCGUCUGCUUUCAGGCUCCCGAGAGAAGGACCGGAACCUGCGGCGUAUCACACGACUGGUACUGGUAGUUGUGGCUGUGUUUGUGGGCUGCUGGACACCGGUGCAGGUCUUUGUCCUUGUUCAAGGACUGGGUGUUCAGCCAGGUAGUGAGACUGCAGUAGCCAUUCUACGCUUCUGCACAGCCCUGGGCUAUGUCAACAGUUGUCUCAAUCCCAUUCUCUAUGCUUUCCUGGAUGAGAACUUCAAGGCCUGCUUUAGAAAGUUCUGCUGUGCUUCUGCCCUGCACCGGGAGAUGCAGGUUUCUGAUCGUGUGCGCAGCAUUGCCAAGGAUGUAGGCCUUGGUUGCAAGACUUCUGAGACAGUACCACGGCCGGCAUGACUAGGCGUGGACCUGCCCAUGGUGCCUGUCAGCCCACAGAGCCCAUCUACACCCAACACGGAGCUCACACAGGUCACUGCUCUCUAGGUUGACCCUGAACCUUGAGCAUCUGGGGCCUUGAAUGGCUUUUCUCUUGGUUCGGGAUGCUCAGUCCUAGAGGAAGACCUUUUAGCACCAUGGGACAGGUCAAAGCAUCAAGGUGGCCUCCAUGGCCUCUGUCAGAUUAAGUUUCUUCCCUGGUAUAGGACCAGAGAGAACCAAAGGAACUGCAUGGAAACAUCCACAACACAGUGGACAUGCCUGGUGAACCCAUGUAGGUAUUCAUGGUUCACUUGACUCUUCUCUGGCUUCUCCCUGCUGCCCUGGCUCUAGGAGGGCUUAGCCUGAGGUAUUGUAGUGAUCAUGUAGUCACUAUUGUGACUACCUGUUGUGUGCUAUUGCCCUCAGCCUUUCAGUGUUUUCACAGAACUGCUGAUCAUACCCAGUGUUGCCUGGUUCUUAAGCUUGGAGUUGCCUUGGAGCAUCUUCUAGUUCUGACUCUACUGAUGCAUUCAGAUUACCUGAGGUGGGUGAGCAUCAGUGGGUUCUUGGAUGACUGUUUCCUGAAGAUUCUUUUCAUGCUGUACUAUGGAGUAUAUGAAGGGGACUUCACACUUCAUCUGGUACUGCCAUUGCCUGCUCUAUCAACCUGGACCAUCUUCUCAGCAAGAGGCUAGCAGGGAGAUAAGACACAGAGCUUCCCUAAGGCUCUUUCCCUCCAAAACCACUGUGAACUCUUAUUCUACAGACUGCUUGGCAAGCCCUGCUUCUAGCUGUGUGGGAGGUAAUCAGGAGAAAGUUUUGUGGCCUCUGUAGGCUGCUCACAGCAUGAAGGCACCACAUGCUGGUCUUGGCUGCUUAGUAUGGGCAGGGCAUGAGAAUAUGCUCUCUCCUUAUUCUCCACAGCCUCCCUCAGCUCUCCAGCAGUCUCUCUUUUACACAAUAUUAGAGGUCAGCAGUUGUACUGCUAGAAGCAUACUUGUAACCUGAAAAGAGUGGAGUCAGGAUGUGUUCUAUUCUAUACCCACAGUGGGCACCUGCUUCAUGUAUAGGGCUAGGACAUAUCUGAGCAAGGCCUGGACUUGGCAUCAAAUGAAGAGCUGGUAUGAGAGCUGAAACCUAAAAUGUCUCAUUGGAGCCAAUCUGCAAGGACUAUUAUGGUUUGGGGGACAUUGGAAGAAGAGUCGAUAUCUUGGAGAUAUAUUUGAUGGUUCACGGAAGAAGAGGCUUUGUAAAUGCCCUUUCUGUGGGUCAGGUAUCAAAAUACCAGCGAUCUUGGAUAGAAUCUGAUCUUAUGCAGGGACCUUGAUUAGGUGGUUUCAUGCCACGCAGAACCUAGGCUGGUUCCUGUCUCAGAGAGACCUGGCCUUAACAAUCUUUCUGGGGAGACCAGGGUUCUUUCUAUGACACUUGUGCAGGAGCCAUUAGCUCUAGUGUUUUCUUGCUAAUGCUAGAAACUUUGUGAAUUUGUAUAUCUUUAUGUAUUUAAGCAUGCAAAAAAAAUGUCAUUUUCAUGCAUGUAGCUAGCCCUGAACCUGCCUCUGGGGUAAUGAAGGAGUGCUCAUAAUAAACACUUACCCAGUGACUAGUA
Messenger RNA from Mus pahari (shrew mouse), 2981 nucleotides. RefSeq names its product opioid related nociceptin receptor 1 (gene Oprl1). The transcript has 4 exons. Gene Ontology annotation, molecular function: nociceptin receptor activity; neuropeptide binding. NCBI's taxonomy places the organism in Eukaryota, Metazoa, Chordata, Mammalia, Rodentia, Muridae. Gene Ontology annotation, biological process: neuropeptide signaling pathway; sensory perception of pain. Gene Ontology annotation, cellular component: membrane; neuron projection. The coding region runs from base 248 to 1351 and encodes 367 amino acids. The record is from RefSeq and is a predicted model, not a curated record.